AUGCUCCCCACAAGCUUCGCCCUUCCUCUGCCUGUCCGCUCGGUCAUUCGCUCCCCCAUCUUCAUCCUCGCCUGCGUCUUCGUCGUCGUCCUCCACCUCGAAUUCCAUCACGCCACGGUAUCGGACCUGCUGGGGCAGGACCAGUCCCUCCUCACCCAGCUCGCAUCUCAUGCUCGACCUGCCCCCUUCACUGCGCAUAGCGAAGCGCCCUAUGGUCCUUAUGGUCUCCGUCACGACUACUACUUCUUCCCCAUCCGCGGUACGGACGACGAGACGCUCAAUCUCAUCACCUCCUUCCAUACGCAACAAACAUGGCCACUGCAGCCCGAGGCGGAGAUCUGGUGUAGGGGCAACUUGGACAGCGAGUGGUCGCUCGCGUUCCUCGCUCAGGACAAGGUGGAUCCGGAGAGGCGGAUAUUCAGGCUACAAUGUCAAGCUCGAGGCGAUUUCGCGACUAUCCAAAUGCGCACUCCCAACGCCAGUACAAAGACCAUCAUCGUCCCUCUCGACACCAUACGACCGCGGACGGUCAGCGCGAGCCAUCCCGGACCAUACCUCGUCGCCAUGACCAUGGUCAGUGGAUGGUCGACUCAGCUUGCUCGCUGGAUCGAAUAUCAACUCCUACACGGCGUCGAAGAGGUGUACAUCUACGACAAUUCCUUCAACAACAACUCCACCUUCCGCGCCAAUCUCGAGCCGUACACCUCCACUGGCCAGGUCCAUAUCAUCCCAUGGCACCGGUCCCUCUUUGAAGGCGGGUACGACUGGAGCGGUCAGCAGCACUUUGCCACGAAUCACAUCGUACGCUCCAUGGAAGGCUACGCUCGCUGGGUGCUCCUUACCGAUAUCGACGAGUUGCCCAGCUUUUCGCCGAACGCCACGGACACGGCCAGUACCGCCGUCAACUUCCAGUAUCGGGAUCACCUCAUCGCAGCGGAAUCGGCAGCUCCAGACAUCCGGGAGUUGGCAAUGCCCAAUUGCUUCGCCACCGCCGAGCCAUACGUGGUCCCUGUCCCAGACCGACCGGCUGCGCGGGCGGAAUCGUCUCCCUCAGUACUAUCCGUCCCCGGGAUCGGCAUCCUCGACCUCGUCCCCACCCCCAUGUACCGCUUCGUCAGGUGUCACAACUACAGCUAUCGGUCCAAGAUCUUUGUACGGCCGGAGCAGACCCAGGUGAUGGCGAUCCACUUUGCGUCGGUCGGGAAGGGGUCGGUGAAUGUGCAAGACCCAGCGACGGGGCUGUGGCUCAUGCACAUGAGCGACCAUAUCUUUGAGAAUGACGGGGAGCAGUUGCGGGUAGACCUGAGGGAGGUGGCGGACGCGGUGACAGAGGCGCUUUUGUUGCGGUAUGGCGGGUCGGUGACCAGUGCAGAGGAUUUGGCCAAGGAGGAAGUCAUGGAAGGAUCGGCGCCGGAGGGGGAAACAAGAGAGGAAGUCGCGGUCGAGGGAGGACCGAACGUGUGA
Messenger RNA from Dioszegia hungarica, 1464 nucleotides. RefSeq lists its product as uncharacterized. NCBI's taxonomy places the organism in Eukaryota, Fungi, Basidiomycota, Tremellomycetes, Tremellales, Bulleribasidiaceae. The transcript is spliced from 4 exons. Bases 1 to 1464 code for a protein of 487 amino acids. The record is from RefSeq and is a predicted model, not a curated record.